AUGUACGACCAGCUUCUGGUGGAACUCCGUAACGAGGACAGGGCAUCCUUCCACAACUUCAUGCGUAUGCCCCCCGAAAUGUUUGAUGAGCUGCUAGCCAGAGUGGGUCCCAGGAUAACCAAGGAACAUACCAGUUGCAGGGAACCGCUCGAGCCUGGCCUGAAGCUUGCCCUGACUCUGCGUCACCUUGCUUCUGGGUGCAAGAAUUCAUCGAUGAAGUUUGGGUGGAGGGUCCCUCACAACACACAGUCACUCCUCGUCCGAGAAGUAUGUCAGGCCAUCAUCGACGAAUACCUUGACGAGUUGAUGAAUUGCCCCAACACUCCUGAUGGAUGGCGUGCCAUUGCUGACCAGUUCUUUCAAAAGUCGAACUUUCCCCAUACAUGUGGGGCACUUGAUGGGAAGCACGUUGCCUGCCGGAGUCCUCCAAAAAGUGGGUCCAUGUAUUACAACUACAAAGGAUUCUACUCCAUUGUUCUUAUGGCGCUUGUUGAUGCAGAUUACAAAUUCAUCUGGGCAGAUGUCGGUGGUAGGAUCAGCUCAGGAACGUCUCAGAUUUACAAGGACUGUGAGCUGAAGGAAUGCAGAGUGAAGCUGUACAUAAGGGUUUCCUGA
This is a messenger RNA of Priapulus caudatus, 615 nucleotides long. RefSeq lists its product as uncharacterized. NCBI's taxonomy places the organism in Eukaryota, Metazoa, Priapulida, Priapulimorpha, Priapulimorphida, Priapulidae. The transcript has 2 exons. The record is from RefSeq and is a predicted model, not a curated record. The coding region runs from base 1 to 615 and encodes 204 amino acids.